Molecule: messenger RNA, 5831 nt
Organism: Alosa alosa (allis shad)
Lineage: Eukaryota; Metazoa; Chordata; Actinopteri; Clupeiformes; Clupeidae
Gene: ano5a
Product: anoctamin 5a
Exons: 22
Coding region: 189-3113 (974 amino acids)
Biological process (GO): chloride transmembrane transport
Cellular component (GO): plasma membrane
Molecular function (GO): protein dimerization activity; chloride channel activity
Source: RefSeq, a predicted model, not a curated record
AGACGCAGAGAAAGGGAGGAUACGCGCUUCUUUGCACUCAUGUUCAUGCGCCUGUCUGCGACCAGAAUAAAUCUUACGUAGGGGCCAGAACCCGAAAGGGGUCUGGUCAAUGAUAGAUCUUUACCUUGACUUUAACAUCGGUGAAAAAAAGUUUUUUCAGUGCGCAGAUCCUCGUCUUCGCUUAGAGGAUGAACCGAAUAGCGGGAAAGCCACGGGAUGAUACCCUGAUAGACGUUCAGUUUAACGGUGAAGACAACAAUGUCUGCCAGUUAGAAUCCUUUUCUGAGGAGAUUCCUGGCCAUGGACACAACGGGUCUGAGUCAUCUCUGUCCUGCUCAGACCUGGCAGGGUCGGUCCACUCCUCGCACUCCUCAGACAGUGUGUGUGAUCAGUGCGAGAAGGAGAACUCGCAACACAACCAUGAGUCUUUCCAACACCUCUCCAGUCUUUCUGGGAUCUGGAGGAGAAGAGCUCUCUUCCUGAAGUAUCGCUCCAGGGUGGACAAGCAGCAGCAGAGCAAAGACUCUGUGUUCUUCAGAGAUGGCAUGCGGCGGAUCGAUUUCGUCCUCUCCUACGUGGACGACAAAGAAAAAGACGCCGAGAAGAAGCAGGAGAGGAGAAAGGUGUAUGAGGCUAACCUCCAAGAAGCUGGACUUGAAAUGGAGACAGAGGACAAAUCGGAAUCUGAGGAUGGCAAAACGUACUUCCUGAAGAUCCACGCGCCCUGGGAGGUGCUGGCCACGUAUGCCGACAUCCUGAAGAUCAAGGUGCCCUUCAAGGCCAACGAUAUCCCAGAGCACCGCGAUGUGCCACUGUCCUGGCUCUGCACGCCGUUCCGGCUGCCCACCCAUGUCAUGCACCCUGAGCCCGACUACUUUACCUCGGCCUUUGACAAGAGCAAGACCGACUUCUUCCUCAUCGACGACAAGGACACAUUAUUCCCCCCGUCCACACGCAACAGAAUCGUUUAUUACAUCCUCUCCCGCUGCGCUUACCAGAACAUUGACUGCCAAAACAACGACAAGAAGGGCAUCAAGCGGCUACUCAACAACGGGACCUAUUCGGCCGCCUACCCCCUGCAUGAUUGCAGGUACUGGACACAGUCUCGAGACGAUAACUGUGAGAAUGAGAGGUACAGCCUCUACCGAUACUGGGCCCAGUUUUUCCGCUUCUACAAAGAGCAGCCACUCAACCGCAUCCGCAAAUACUAUGGUGAGAAGAUUAGCAUCUACUUUGCCUGGCUGGGCUUCUACACAGAAAUGCUGUUCUAUGCUGCUGUGGUGGGAGGCAUCUGCUUUGUCUACGGGGCCACCACUUACGACCAAAGUACCUGGAGUAAAGAGAUUUGCAGUGAAAACAUAGGUGGGCAGAUUGUCAUGUGUCCUCUGUGCGAUAAGAAGUGUGGGUACUGGAAGCUCAACUCCACGUGCAACUCCACAUGGCAAUCACACUUGUUUGACAACGUGGGGACAGUGUUCUUCGCGGUAUUCAUGGCUAUAUGGGUGACUCUGUUCCUGGAGCUGUGGAAGAGGCGGCAGGCACGUCUGGAGUAUGAGUGGGACCUGGUGGACUUUGAGGAGGAGCAGCAGCAGCUGCAGCUCAGGCCCGAGUACGAGAUCAAGUGCCGCAAGCGACGCCUCAACCGCGUCACACAGGAGAUGGAGUGGGUUCUGGACCGCUCCCCUGCUGAUUUUCUUGGCAAGCUGUGCAUAUGCUGGGCCACAGUGGUGCUGUGGAUAGCGCUAAUCAUCGCCUCUAUCAUUGGGGUGAUUGCAUAUCGGCUGGCCGUUUACGCAGCGUUCGCCAGCGUCAUGAAAGACGCGCCCACCAACAAGAUCCAGCUGGUGGGAUCCAUUAUCACGCCACAGCUGGCCACAUCAGUCACGGCCUCCUGCAUCAACUUCGUCAUUAUCAUGAUCCUCAACUUCCUCUACGAGAGAGUGGCCAUCUGGAUCACUGAUAUGGAAAUCCCUAAGACCCACCUGGAGUACGAGAACCGGCUGACGGUCAAGAUGUUCCUCUUCCAGUUUGUCAACUACUACUCCUCCUGCUUCUAUGUAGCCUUUUUCAAGGGCAAGUUUGUCGGUUACCCUGGAGACCCUGCAUACAUGUUCGACAACAAGUGGAGCGGCCUAAGGAACGAAGAGUGUGACCCUGGCGGCUGUCUGAUCGAGCUGACCACCCAGCUAGUGAUUGUGAUGACAGGCAAGCAGGUGUGGGGGAACAUCCAGGAGGCCCUGGUGCCGUGGCUAAAGAACUGGUGGGUGAGUCGAAGCGCCCGUAAUCACCCUGAGAGUCUGUACAGCCGCUGGGAGCAGGACCACGACCUGCAGCACUUCAGCCAGCUGGGCCUCUUCUAUGAAUACCUGGAGAUGGUGAUCCAGUUUGGCUUCAUCACUCUCUUCGUGGCCUCCUUCCCGCUGGCUCCACUCCUGGCUCUGCUCAAUAACAUUCUGGAGGUGCGCGUGGACGCCUGGAAGCUGACCACCCAGUUUCGCCGACCCAUCGCCUCCAAGGCCCACAGCAUCGGCGCCUGGCAGGAGAUCCUCCACAUGAUCGCCGUCUUCUCCGUCGUCACCAACGCAUUCAUCGUGGCGUUCACGUCAGACAUGAUCCCACGUCUGGUCUACCUGUAUGCAUAUCACUCGGGCAACGAGCCCACCAUGCAGGGCUACAUUGACAACAGCCUGUCCAUCUUCAACAUCAGUCAGAUCCCCAUAGACAACCAACCAGAGCCUGAGGAGAACCCUGCCUGGUUCAACAGCUCCGUCAUCACUACCUGCAGGUACCGCGACUACCGCUACCCCCCUGGACAUGACAAGGAAUACGCACACACCAUGCAGUUCUGGCACAUCAUCGCCGCCAAGUUAGCAUUUAUCAUCAUCAUGGAGCAUGUGGCCUUCCUGGUGAAGUUCUUUGUGGCGUGGAUGAUUCCCGACGUGCCGUCGGACGUGACGGCCCGUAUCCGGCGGGAGCGCUACCUGAUCCAGGAGUACCUGCAGAAGUACGAGCUGGAGAAGCUCAAGGUGCAGCUGAGCCUCAACGGGGAGUGCACCUGCCCUUCAGAGUCCGUCUCUGUUAGCAUGCGCACGCCUGUGCAGGCACAACUCUAGCCCUGGCUGAUAUGCUUACACACACACAACACACACACACACGUGCACUCCCGAAACACACCUGCAGUUACUACACAGAUGCCCCUCACUCCACACAUAUUCACAAAUGUCUCUUAUUUGUUGUAAGCUCUCUCUCUCUCUCACACACACACACACACACACACACACACACACACACACACACACACACACACACUACAGGAGGCCUGGGACCUGCAGUGUGCCCAAUACCUGCUGAACUGCACCACUGUCUGUCUGAAUAGCUGUGCUAUGCCACCCUCUGACAGCUGCCAGGGGUGGAUAUGGAUCCUGCUGACGUACAUGGCGGCCUGAACUCCUCCGGCUGCAGUGUGUCUGACUCUGAGCACCCGUCUCUGCCCCUUCGCCUGUCUGUCUGUCUGUCUGUCUGUCUGUGAUGCUAGAGGAAUCGCCUCAGGAUCACGUCCGAGCUGCAUGAUUGUAGCCACAUGUAACAGGACUACACCACCACCAGGGGGAGUCAGAGAGCUCAUCCUCCAUAUCACUUUUGGUUGACCUUGGGUGAUAAAGCUGAUUGAUGACCACACACACACACACACACACAAACACAAAGAAAGACACACACACACACACACACAAGUUUACACCGUCGGUUCCUCUGAUGUCAUUUGUUGCCUUAUAACCUGAUGUGACCCCAGUGUCACAUUGCCUUAACAUAACUACACUGAUACAUCUGAUACAUCAGAUACAAUCAACACUAGUGAUGUUGCUAGCAGCAAUGUGUUUGAAUGUGAAGUGGGCUAAAGGAAAGGGGUAAGAAUCUGAAUGGAUGGAUUGCUAUUUGUUUCACCGCUUGUCACCUGCUAUGACAUUGGAAUAUGAGUGGCAUAAAACAGAAAACCUUUCCAGUUUUCACCAUAGGACUAAUCUCAGUCAGUGUGGGUGAAGUUUCUGAAUAUUUCUUUCAAAGCCCCUUAACCAUGAAGUGCCACGUCAUCAAAGUAGUGAAACACAAAAAUGAUCAUUCUAUUUAUUUUGUUUUUAUUUUUUUUUAGAAAAGUAGAUAAAAAGAUGUUCUAUCACAUUGUAAACAUUAGCAAUUGUAAAGACUUCAGAUCCAACCAGAGUCGCCUGCUUUGUACUACUGGUGGUUUCUGUAGCAGAAUUCAGGAGUUCCACUGUAACUGCUACGUCACCUAGAGGAAGGGACGAGGGGAAUCAGUACUCACCUCAUGCAACACUGUCUCAGAGCCAGGCAGCCUCCUGCUUGGAAAUUCAGCACUUGUGAACCACAGUAGCUUCCAGCUAUCCAACAACCAAAGAUGUAGACUAGAUAGCAUGCGGAUUGUGCUUGGAAAAAGAGCUGUCAUGCAUACAGUUUAAGGGAAAAGAAAUGUUAAUAUGCUAAAAGUUUUACAGAACAAAUGACGGAUACUUUGUUGUCAUAAGCAAAAUGUUUAUUGUUGACUCGGUAUAUAUAUAUAUAUAUAGGGUUUUUAAAUUGACAGAUUAUGAGUCUGUGCCAUGAUGUGGCAUUUGAUUCAGUAUUGUAGAAGGAUAGUCAAGUUCUUCAAUGCUAAUGGUUUUGUUCAAGCACGCAAUCACAAGUUCGUAUUUUCAGACUUUCUCUCAGAGCUGUGUCUAGUUAUUGUUUUACUAGAGAAUCCUUAAAGCAAGGUUGCUCUUCUCUUACUUAACACUCAGACAUAUUGCAUAUUUCAAACUAUAACUUCAGGGGUUUAGAUAAAUAAGCCAGAAGCCAUAAAAAAUAUACAUUUUUAUUUGUGCAUGGAUGGUUGUUUAGAGAUUUCAGUCUUUGAGUCUGAUUGUGACAGGUGUGUGUGUGUGUGUGUGUGUGUGUGUGUGUGUGUGAUGUUAGUCAGUCACUUAAUAGUAUGUUUGUUGCUUGUGCCUUGAUUUACCAAAUGAAUAGACUGAACUUACUGUCCAGCGUUAAUAUCUCUGUCUCUUUCCCACAACAAUUAUGAGAUUAGCUUUUGUUGUUUUGCACUCAGCACUUAAAGAGAGCAUGAAAGGCUGAACCGUGAUCUUUAAGUCAAUGCUAAGGGACAGGAAGAUGACUAGACUUGAUUUUGAAUCACUACCCUUUGCCACUUGAAUCUUGAAUUCUACGAUGGCAUUACAGCUGUAUAUUGGAGCUACCUGGUGUGGGAGUUAACAUGCUCAUUAGUGAAUUAGUGUUAUGUUAUUAAAGCUUAGAAAAUAUAAGAUGGAAAGGAAAUACCGGUAUUCUCUGCUGCAGUACAAUGACUGAUAGAUUUGUGCUUCCUUUUUUUUAUAGUUCCUAAUAUCAGGGGUAACUUGGCCAGGCAACUGUUGAUGAUGACAUGGUGUGUUCGCUAUUUGAAUUCUAUGCCUUGACCUGUGAGAAACUAUAAAUACCUUUCAAUGCCUUAUCUUAUAAUCUUUAUCAUUUUGUAUUAUUAUUCAUGACAUUUAUUUGCAGUUAUUCAAUUAUUUUACUUUUUUAUUUUGAUUUGGUUUUUAUAGGUUUAAACAUGUACUAUGUUCACAUUAUGUAUGUAUGUUGAAGACAUGAGAUUUACAUUAAGGAACAGAGUUCACCAUAUCCAAGUGAAGUUCUUCAGUUAAGAUGUUGAUGUUUGAUAUCAUAGUGGCACACAGCCUGUCCACAUAGCUGGAAUGUUCCCUCUCUAUUGCAUUGCUGUAUGUUAUCCAUGGAAUCACAAAUAAAAUUUAUGCAAAUCUGUUGUGAUA